Alternaria arborescens is the source of this 903-nucleotide messenger RNA. RefSeq lists its product as hypothetical. Gene Ontology annotation, cellular component: membrane. Gene Ontology annotation, biological process: transmembrane transport; carbohydrate transport. NCBI's taxonomy places the organism in Eukaryota, Fungi, Ascomycota, Dothideomycetes, Pleosporales, Pleosporaceae. Gene Ontology annotation, molecular function: carbohydrate:proton symporter activity. Bases 1 to 903 code for a protein of 300 amino acids. The record is from RefSeq and is a predicted model, not a curated record. The transcript is spliced from 4 exons.
AUGCAACUCAGCUCUCGGAAGAUACCAGGCUAUGCGCUUGCGUCCACAUUUGUGGCGCUCGGUGGUAUGCUCAAUGGGUUUGAUACAGGCUCAGUCGGUGCAAUGACUGAACUGCCCUCCUAUACUGGAACUUUUGGUGAUCUCUCACCGACUAUGCGCGGCUUCACUGUCCCGUUGAUCAUGCUUUGCGGCACCAUCGCAGCAACAAUCGCCGGAUAUCUAGCAGACCGGUUUGGGCGCUUACGCAUCAUGAUUGCUGGCGCAGUACUGUGCACCAUCGGCUGCAUACUCGAAUGCGCUGCGUUCCAUCUUUGGCUGUUUCUCGUCGGACGUGCCUUGAUGGGAAUCGGCCAAGGAUUUGCUCUCACCAACAUUGGGGUGUACAUCUGUGAGAUCGCACCGAGUCGAAGUUGCGUGUUCAUACUUUCUUUCAUUCAGCUCAGCGGCAUUGAUGGGGUGCUCUACUACGCGCCGACGAUUUUUGCGCAAGCAGGAAUACCGUCACAAACAGCAUCAUUCAUCGCAUCUGGUGUCAGCGCUAUCCUCAUGCUCGCCUUUAGUAUCCCUGCCACACUUCUCGCAGACAAGUGGGGUCGGCGCACGUCUGCCAUCUGUGGUGGAGUGAUCCUUUCCGCGACCAUGCUUCUGAUCGGCUCUCUGUACGCUGCGGAUGCUGUACACUCAUAUGGUGCGGCACGAUGGGUCGUUAUCGUUUCCGUGUUUGUGUUUGCUCUAGGAUACGUCUCUACCUGGGCUAUCGUUGGGAAGGUAUGUGCGUCGGAAAUACAACCCACUAAGACCUGUGCGACGACUAAUUCGAUGGCGACGGGUGGUAGUUUUGUGGGCAAAUUGCCCAUGCUGCCUAGCUACAAACACAUCAGAAUCCCCUUGCGCAUUGCUUAG